Messenger RNA from Monascus purpureus, 1242 nucleotides. Lineage: Eukaryota; Fungi; Ascomycota; Eurotiomycetes; Eurotiales; Aspergillaceae. The record is from the annotation of a GenBank genome assembly.
AUGUCAACCCAAGCUGCCCGAAGCAUUCGUCUCACACAUACAUCCGCCCAGCAGGGAUUCAGACUACUUGAACUUCCGCGAGAAUUACUCGGGAUACUCUCGUCUGAUGAUGCUCCUCUGCUCGAACUGAAAUCCACACCCACAGCUCCCGAUGAAAACUCCACAGAAGGAGAACAGGAAUACAUCAACCUAUGCACACCCACGCAAACCUACCGCGUACGACAGGUCCAAUCCUCGAACUCGAUUCAUGUCCUCCGUCCAAGUCAGGGCCUGCACGGGAACCCUACAUCUGAUGGAGCAGAUAAUAAUGAGAAUGAGGAGGAAUUGGGUCUGGCGGAAUCCGUGACAUCUAUCGCCAAGUGCUCGUCUACGCUGGAAUUGCAUAUGCCUCGGGAGGAAUUUUCGGCGAUCCCGUUUCUGUUGAAGGUUUUGAAGGUUUAUAAUCGGUUGAGUAGCGAUGGGGAUGUACCUGUCCAUGCGGAUAUGGAUGUUGAUGUGGGUAUGGGUAUGGGUGAUUCGGAGACAUUACCGUCGGGGAAGAAUGGGAGGGGAGGAAGGAGUAUCAAGGAUCGCAUUUUCGCGGAUAUUCCUGUCUCCCAGGCGCAAUGUGAGAAGGCCUGGAAUCAUCUUUGUGCAUUCAUAUACGAUAAUGCGUCCAGAGGACACCAGGAAGGCCCGUGUUGGCGGCCAGCACCCCUGGUCAAACUGGAUGUGUGGAAGAGGAUGGUGGAGGGUGCGGUCUUACAGGAUAUAAACCUGGAGAAGCAGUUUCUGGUGGAUGAUCUAUGGAAAGCUUUGCUUGAUGAUGAUGGCAUCGCGGAACCAGAGAAGGGGCCCUUUCCACGGGACUUGUUUGAUGCGGUUAUUAGGAGGGUAUGUGAGAGUGACCAACAGGGAUUUGACUCGGGUCGGAAAUGGGCGAGCAUCGACAGAGCUACCUGCGUGCAGUGGGUGGGAGAAACGUACCUGGAAGCCAUGGCUCCCAUGGAGGACUCAGCUAUUGGAAGAAGUGAAUUUUUGAAUGCUUGGAAAGAUCACCUUCCUGAGUCUUGGAGAGAUGGGGUAGCAUUGACCGAGUUACCAGAUGGAUCGUACAGAUGUCCUGAUCCCACGACAAUUUACUACAUGGAUUAUAGCGAACGACAAAGGGCGAAGAAGCUUCCCGCAGAGAAAAAUGCAGUGGCCGCAGCUAAGAAGACGAGAAACUGGCACGAACUGUUCAAGAAUCAGAGACGCCGUUGA